Dissoconium aciculare CBS 342.82 is the source of this 1389-nucleotide messenger RNA. RefSeq names its product putative 26S ATP/ubiquitin-dependent proteinase chain S4. Lineage: Eukaryota; Fungi; Ascomycota; Dothideomycetes; Mycosphaerellales; Dissoconiaceae. Gene Ontology annotation, biological process: proteasome-mediated ubiquitin-dependent protein catabolic process. Gene Ontology annotation, cellular component: proteasome regulatory particle, base subcomplex. The coding region runs from base 1 to 1389 and encodes 462 amino acids. The transcript has 2 exons. The record is from RefSeq and is a predicted model, not a curated record. Gene Ontology annotation, molecular function: ATP binding; proteasome-activating activity; ATP hydrolysis activity.
AUGGGUCAAAAUCAAUCUGGCCUAGGACCGCCAGGUGCACCUGGCGAGAACAAGGAUAAGAAAGAUGGAAAGAAGGAUAAGCCAAAGUACGAGCCGCCACCACAACCCACCACGCGCAUCGGUCGCAAGAAGAAGAAGCAAGCUGGCCCCAACGCUGCUGCGAAACUCCCAAACAUCUACCCGACGGCGAGAUGUAAACUACGAUAUCUGCGCAUGCAACGUGUCCACGAUCACCUGCUGCUAGAAGAGGAGUUCGUUGUGAACCAGGAGCGGGCGAGGAAGUCAAAGGCAGCAACACAACAGGCACCUCAAACAACCGACGCAGAUUCGGCUGACCGAAACGCCGACGAGAGGAGUCGGGUGGAUGAUAUGCGAGGUUCACCUAUGGGUGUCGGUAACCUAGAGGAACUUAUCGAUGACGACCAUGCGAUCGUAUCUUCCGCCACGGGGCCAGAGUACUACGUGUCUAUCAUGUCCUUCGUCGAUAAGGAUCUGCUCGAACCUGGUGCUUCAAUUCUCCUCCACCACAAGAGCGUGUCAGUCGUGGGUGUUUUGACGGAUGAUGCUGACCCGCUUGUUUCGGUCAUGAAGCUGGACAAGGCGCCGACAGAGAGUUACGCAGAUAUUGGCGGUCUUGAGCAACAAAUCCAAGAAGUGAGGGAGGCUGUGGAACUUCCGUUGCUACAUCCCGAGCUCUACGAGGAAAUGGGUAUUAAGCCACCGAAAGGUGUGAUCUUGUACGGUGCACCAGGCACUGGCAAGACUCUACUGGCAAAGGCCGUGGCAAAUCAGACGUCAGCGACAUUCUUGCGUAUCGUCGGCUCAGAGCUCAUUCAAAAGUACCUGGGUGACGGCCCGAGAUUAGUGCGACAACUCUUCCAAGUCGCCGCUGAGCAUGCUCCAUCGAUUGUCUUCAUCGACGAGAUCGACGCGAUUGGCACAAAGCGAUACGAUAGCACCAGCGGUGGAGAGCGUGAAAUUCAGCGAACUAUGCUGGAGCUUCUCAACCAGCUCGACGGUUUUGAUGACCGAGGUGACGUAAAGGUCAUUAUGGCUACCAACAAGAUCGACACCCUCGACCCCGCCCUUAUCCGACCUGGACGUAUCGAUCGCAAGAUCCUCUUCGAGAACCCAGACCAGAAUACAAAGCGCAAGAUCUUCACGCUACACACCUCGAAGAUGAACCUGGCAGAGGACGUAGACCUUGAGGAGUUCAUCGGUCAAAAGGACGAUUUGUCUGGUGCGGACAUUCGGGCUAUUUGUUCCGAAUCCGGUCUGCUUGCUCUACGUGAGCGCCGAAUGCGUGUCAACAUGACUGACUUCCGCGCGGCGAGGGAGUCAGUACUCAAGACCAAGAGUGAGGGAGAGCCCGAGGGCUUGUAUUUGUAG